Molecule: messenger RNA, 8049 nt
Organism: Brienomyrus brachyistius
Lineage: Eukaryota; Metazoa; Chordata; Actinopteri; Osteoglossiformes; Mormyridae
Product: fibronectin type-III domain-containing protein 3A-like
Exons: 28
Coding region: 628-4239 (1203 amino acids)
Molecular function (GO): protein binding
Source: RefSeq, a predicted model, not a curated record
GCUCGUGGAAACUGCGUGAUGGCGGUGUAGGCAAGGCACAGUGCGUCAGUCUCAGUUUAUUCCAGUCAGGAGCUGGGAAGAGAACGGGAAUACGCUGCAAGAGAAAAGGGAAAUAAAAAACAGUCUCGGCGUACCAAAAAAGCGUUCUUGCCGUUACUUCGUUGCUGGCUUUCUAAGCAAUCACAUGAGAGCUCAGCUUUACCGAAGUGUGCCCCGCCGCCUGCUGCACUCUGGCAUUACUGCGGUAAUCAGAGAUUUUCUAGAUAGUCUCCGUGUCUCGAGCUAGGCGGCUAACCGCCUCUCAGUCGCGUGAGUGGGACGCCUCGGGACGCUCGCGUGCAGGAAGGCUAGUCCGAAACGGUGUCUCAAUUCGGCCAAAUGGUAAAAUAGCUAGUUAGAACCUAGAAAGGGGCAUUUCAUUUUUAGUGUACGCUAGGAAUUUUUUUUGUUUUUUUUCUUUCUCUUAAAAUCGGCUACGUGGGCUAAGCUAGCCUAAACAUUAUUUUGGGGAUGUGUGGUGGGAAUGUGUCACUGUAUCUUCCCUAGCAGCUCAGAUGAUCCUAACUGCUGUCUGGAAGGUUCACACAUUAUGUGAAGUAAAAUGAGCAGGUGAGCUGGUGUCAAUGAAUGCUCUGCUUUACCAUGAUGACGGAUCAGCCACACCCCCCUCUGGAGGCCACGCCCAUGCUGUCUGACGUGUCUCUUGUUCCUCACAUGCUCAAUGGAGAUAGCAUGCAGCAGAUGAUCCUGGUUCAGGUGAAUCCUGGGGAGACCUUCACGAUCCGUACAGAGGAUGGGCAUGUCCAAUGCAUCACAGGUCCAGCACACGUGCCCAUGGUCUCCCCCAAUGGCACCAUGCCUCCCAUCUUUGUGCCCCCUGGCUAUAUGUCUCAGGUGGUGGAGGAGAAUGGCAUGCGGAAAGUGGUGGUUUUGCCCCAUGCCGCCGAGUUCCACCCCUCCAUGCCUCUGCCGCCACUGCACGUGCCACAGUACCUUCACCCCCACCCAGCGAUGCUCCACCAGCACCCCAUCUAUCCCAGGGAGAUGGCCCCCCAUUUUGUUCAUCAGCUUCCCCCUCCACAGAUGUACAGUGAGCAGGACGUGCCAUGUCAUGGUGUGUCUCUGCCUCCGCGGGACGAGCGUGCCACAAAGCAGCAGGAACACCUACACCGCCGUCUGAACACCAGUAGCAGUGUGCGGGUCUCUCGCAGCCCCCCACCAUCCCCACUCAAGGGCCCUCCCCCUGCUCCUGUCCACAAUGGGCACAACAAGAGCGGAGCGACGCCAGCAGCUUCCCCGGGACCCACGAAACCCAAACUCCCCAGCAAGACCUCAGCGUCACCGCCGCUGGACCGAGAGAAUGCCGGUGAGGUUGUCCGUACGGAUCUGCAAGCGUGCGCAGACGUGGUGACUGAAAUAAGGACGGUGAUGGAGCUGCUUUCCAGCAUGAGCAAACCCACUGUGCACAGCAUUACAUCUUGCUCGGCCGACCUGUCCUGGGCCUCCCCAGCUGGCGUGCGGAAUGUGGAUACCCCCAGUGCACAGGCACCCCUCAUCCUCAGCUAUGAGCUGGCUUUCUCUCAGAAUGGCACUGAGGGCAGUUUCACCCCUGUGUAUGUGGGUGGGGAGACCUCUUUCACGCUGGAAGAACUGCGACCAGCUACAGGUUACCACGUCAGGGUCUGCGCCUCCUGCGGCUCCGUGAAGGGCUCCCCCUCUGAGGCAGCCGGCUUCACCACACAGAGCGCCCCCCCGGAUGCCCCGGCCCCUCCCCGACUCAUCGUGCGCAGCAAAAGCUCCCUGGUGUUGCAGUGGAAGGCACCCAGCGACAAUGGCUCAAAGAUCACUGGGUAUCUCCUAGAGUAUGAUGAAGGAAAGCAAAGUGCCUUCAAGGAGAUUUAUUUUGGGCAUGCCAAACAGUACAAGAUCAUCAGACUGAGCCCUUCAACAAAAUAUUCCUUCAGAAUAGCUGCUAAAAAUGACGUGGGAAUGAGCCCUUUCAGCGAGGUGCUGACAUGCUGCACCGCUGGCAGUGCUCCUCAACCACCAGCACCCCCCCAUCUGGCUGCUGCAGGUGUGUCCUGGCUGACCCUGGAAUGGAGCGCCCCCUGUGGGCCUUCUUUUGGAGAUGCGUAUACCUACACCCUGGAAAUGGAAGAGGAGGGAACGGGUUAUGGUUUCAAGCCCAAACACAACGGGGAGGAGCUCUCCUGUACUGUAAAAGGCCUCCGAAGGAGCACAGCCUAUAAGUUUAGGGUGCUAGCAGCCAACACGGAAGGUCGCAGUCAGCCCAGCACAGCGGUGGAAUUCAUCACCCAACCUGACAAGCCCGGGGCCCCCGGCCAGCCCUCUCUGAAGGGCCCAGCGCAGCCGCACUGCCUUCGUGUGGCCUGGGACAUACCCAAAGAUGAUGGCGGCUCUGAGAUCAAGCAGUACGUGCUAGAGAUGAGCCAGAGUGACAGUGGGAGCCCAUGGGCCGUAGUGUACAGUGGGCCACAGAAAGAACAUGUGUGUGAGGGCUUGGAGGCAGGGACCUGCUACAGCCUAAGGGUUUACUGCGAGAGCGCUGGGGGACAGAGCCAGGUCUCAGACGUCCUCUUGGUGCAGACGGCUCCCGUGCCUCCCGGGCCGUGCCAGGCGUUGCAACUCAGGGGGAAGGCCAAGCCGCGGGAGAUACCCCUUACCUGGGCACCCCCUGUGUGGGAUGGUGGUGCGUCCAUAUCCCAGUAUACAGUGGAAAUGGCGGAGUCUGCAGAGGGGCCCCGGUGCCCCCUGUACCAGGGCCUGGAGACUGACUGCACUGCCAGCCACCUGCUGCCUGGUCACUCAUAUUGUUUCUGGGUGAAAGCAGCCAACCAGGCUGGGUGUGGUCCACUGUCAGAGAUGCAGGAGCUCUCCACAGCCCCAGGGCCACCAGAGCAGUGUGGUCCUCCAGAGCUCACCCUGAAGACAGCCAACUGUGUGCUGGCCAGCUGGGAGGUCCCUGCCUGCAACGGGGCAGAGGUGUCCGAAUUCCGACUGGAGUGGGGGGCUGCCGAGGGUGCCCUCAUGGUAGCGUACUGCGGACCAUCACGCAGUUAUGAAGCUCGCGGCCUGCUCCCCGCUACAGUUUACUACUGCAGGGUUCAGGCAGGGAAUUCUGCAGGCACAGGGCCCUUUGGGGACAUUGCCAUGGUGACAACACCACCAUCAGUUCCAGCUGCGGUACGGCUGGUGGAGGUAGUAGGUGAAGAUACGCUUCCUGAAAGCAUGCCUGGCCCUGCCUUCUCCUGCCUGGCAUUGCAGUGGGAGGAGCCUUGUUGCAAUGGCACAGAAAUAACAGGCUACAAUAUUGACUAUGGGGAGCAGCUCCCCUUGUCUAUUGGGAGGAUCAAUCACUGCGUGCUGGAGAAUCUGCAGCCAGAUACAACAUACAGGGUGCGUGUGCAAGCAGUCAACAAUGUUGGGCCGGGUCCUUUCAGCACUGUGCUGAAAGCCAAAACGCGGCCCCUCCCCCCUGAGCCGCCCCAGCUGGAGUGUGUUGCCACAGGCCCCCAGAGUCUGAAGCUCAAAUGGGGCGAGGGCUCGAACCGGGCGCAGCCGAGUGGAACCACGCAGUUCUGUCUACACAUGCAGGCCAGCGCAGACAGGCUUGUGUGCAUCUACAGCGGCCCCUGCCACACGUUCAAGGUGCAGCGGCUGGCUGAAGCCACGCUGUACCACUUCAGCAUACAGGCACAUAAUGAGGCCGGAGUGGGGCCGCUCUCGACCCUCUACAGCUUCAGCACCAGCAGGUCUCCACCAGGCCAGCUCAAGGCCCCGCGCAUCGAGUCGCUGGAGUGGAAUCAGUAUGAGGUCACAUGGGAGGCCCUACCGCCAAUGAGAGGAGACCCCAUCGUGUACACUCUGCAGCUGCAGCGGGGACGUGAGGCUGAGCAGCUCUACAGAGGCCCUUCUGCCACAUACAAGUGGCAAGGUGUUGUCCCAGGCUCUGACUGGCGUGUACGCGUGUGUGCGGGUCGAAAAUGCCCAGACAGCGGAGAGCUGUGGGGGCCAUACAGCCCUAGCACCUCCCUGCCUGCCAUGGAGCCCCCAGGGGCCUCAGAGGGAGGGCCCAAAGCCACAGCCAGAGAAGGCGGCACCUCCAAGAUGGGAAGAGCCAUCACAGAUGAACAGUUUGCCUUGCUGCUGCUUCUGGGCUUUUCUACGGUGGCCAUUCUCUUCGCCGUGGUCAUCCAGUACUUUGUCAUCAAUGUCUGAUGUCAGUCGACUGGUCGAGGUGCAAGGUUCUCUGUCAUCUGCCUUGGCUGACUGGCUGUCGUGAUUCACCAUGGAAACUCCGAGCUGCAUCAUGGGAUUUCCUUAAGACUAGAUCAUUUCAGCUUUAUACUGUACACUGUCAGUCAGAGCAACUGUGAAUUAAGCUCUGUUCUCUAUUAAACUAUGUGCGUUUUUAACAGAGGAUGGAAAAAUGAAAAGGGAGAAGUUGCCAAAGUUUUUAUAAGAGUGACAUGUAUGAAGAAAAGCUCCUCUAAGAGGGGUUGGGGGUUCCCAUAUUUUAUUUUUUUAGUCUGAUUAAAAAAAAAAAAAGGUAAAAGAAUCCACUAACAACGAAUUUCAAAGAGACACAAGUUACCUUGUUAAAAUAAUUGGGAGAAUUUUUGUUUGUCAUCACCUGUGUGUGUGUAUGUGUGUAUAAACAUACAUGUUAUGUUUAUGUAUAUAUAAAUGGACAGUACCUAUAAGAGAUACGAAAUACACAUUGUUAUAAAUGUCUCUAUUUGGCUCAAACUGAGCACCAUGAACCUAUUAUGUAUUUGUCAAAAUGUGUGUGCUUUGUACCGUUUGGACAUUCAGGCUCAAAGAUGGGGGGGAGCAACAGCCUUGUUUGGUGUGUCUCUGGAGAAUAGAAUUGAGUUCACAUUGUCAGUAUGGUCGCCCAGUAUCACCCAUGAUUAUACCCAUUUGUAUUAUAAAAUCCUACAUCGUUGGCCAAUCUGAGGUCCACGUUAGGCAUCGUUUCUAUUAUCCUUUCUGUAUGCCCAACUUGACUUUGCACCUAGGCCAUUGUUGAGCCAUUCUGCUGAGCUAUAGCCUAUAAGGGCAUUCCUCUUGGUAAUUUUAGCAUUAAAAUUGUUCCCUUUAAAUUAAAUGGGCUGUGAGGAUGUCAUGACCUGGCAGGUACACGUCCAGUCCCUCCAGUGCUCACUGAGAUCAUGACCACAUCAGCGUAGAUGUAGCAUGGAAUUCAAGGCUCUGACGAGCCUCUCCAACGGCCCAUGUCUUGACUCCUGUGUCGGAAGCCGGAAGAUUCCCCCAAAACCAAAAUACCUCUUCCUUGUUUUCCUUAAAAGUAUUACAAUGCGUGACAACCCAAACAAAUCUGAAUCAGCAAUGUUGUUUUCAGAGGUGCCCCAUUUGUUCACUAGAACGAAUGUUUGUUUGUAAGGUUACAAGUUUAAAAAGAUUCCCCUUUAUAGACAGACUGACAACAACCCUGUGUUUCUUCGGAACUCUGUGUUAUGUGAGCCACAGGUUAUUAAUAUCCUGUAAUCCUGGAUAUAACUUUUUCCAAAGAAAAUCAUGAUGAAUCUGAUGUUUUGGCAUGGGCAUCUGCCGCUCCUUAACGUGAAGUGCUCAUUUGGAGAAGAGAUGCCUGUAUGCAAUUUACUUGUUUAUAAAGCUAAUGAUAUGAGCUAUGCAUGAAAGAGAGACUCCAGAGUUACCAGAGAACAUUCUGGGCUGUAGCCCACACCAAGACAGGCCUGCUCUCCAUCUAUUGUGACAGGAUUUUGCUCUAAAUUUCCCCUUAAAAAAAUAAAUAUGUAAGCCCCAUUUUGUAAUGCCAGAUUUCCUCCUGAAUGUGACAGGACAACCUCUGGUGCUGUAGCUCAGCUUCACCUGGUAAACCAGGUUCUGCUUAGCCUCCUCUCCCGCCCCCCCUACUGGCCCCCAACCCCCAGAACACUAUCCAUGCUGGAACGGUUGCAGUGUGAGAUCACUGAUUGUCAUUGGUAUAAUGUGUGUUGGAAGAAGAGGGAAGGCAUAAAGUUAUGUUUAUUAUGAUAAGCGUUCUUGCUGUUAGUAUUGUAUUUCGUUCAUUAAUCUGAACCAUAAUCUGUACUGUUUCCUGUUAAAUCCUGACUGGAACAUCCUGCAAUGUUGAGUAUUAGUGUAAGCUUUUUUUUGUUUUUUUUGUUUUUUCCCCUUCUACGAGCUUGUCAGGGCGCAGUACUGUUUUACACAACAGCCUUAUCUCUAUGGCCUCUGCACACUGUUCACUCAUUCCCACUUGUGCCUGCAUCUGGUGAGUCUGAGCGGCCUACUAGCCAAGGCGCUCCUCAGCUCAGGCCUGGCCGAAGGGUAAUCAGAAUAUCCGGGGUGCUGUUUCCAAAGACUUUUACUCUGGUGUCUCCGUUUUUGUUAAAUAUGAAUUUAAGUACAGAAUCUUAAACUUGUUUCAGCCCAACCUGUUAGAAUGUGUGUAUGACGCAACCUCUGUUAACCAUUAAACUGCAACUUCAGGGCAAACUAACAUGCAUGUAAAUGAGAAGGGUUACAACUCAGUGGAGAAUUCUGGCCUUGUGUAACCCCCCCCCCCCCCCCCCCCAACACACACGCACGCAUGCACACCAAAAUGAAUUUUGAGGCCUACAACUAAUUCUGAUUCCUUGCUAAGUGCAUUUUGUCAUUCCGCCUGGAAACAAAAAUCAAAUUACUGAGUGGUACUUAUGAGUUAAUAAGGUGACAGUGUGUGUCAUUUCCUUCCAAAAUGGAGGAAAUUGUUACGGGAUUAGACUAUCUGAGCCUACGCUCUGACCCUGAACAGCCUGAAUGUGGAUGAGCCUAGCCAAGCUUUCUGCUUUCUGCACAGCUAGGGGACGGGACCUGCUUUGUCUAGUUUUAUUUUUGCGUCCCAUACAUUUGGCAUACAUAGGGAAAGCACUGCUGCUAAUUUAGUAUUUCAGAAGUAUUUUCAGAUUCUUGUUUCAGUGUAACCCCUUCCCAGAAUGCUAGGUUGAGAGCCAGUCUUGUUUAUGAUAUCCAGUAUAUGUAGCUUCCAAUUAUGUAGUUUGCUGUCUUAAGUCUCCAAUGUUUUACGUUCCUAUCAACACUAAUUAAUCAGUACAGUCAUGUUUGACUCCUGGGCAUUUGCACCCAGACAAUACAAAACAGUCUCUCCAGAUCAUGUAUGAGGGAAAUUGGAAUUGAUCUUAUCUCAACGGUUCUUUCAGUAGAACACAGAGGUUCUGAACACUGGGACUCUGUAUUAACGGUGCUCUCAUACCUCCUGCCCUCUGCUCCACGUGGCAGAGAAGCACCUUGACACGCCCCAAAGCCCCCUGUACAGACCAUGUGCUCACAUCAUUCCUUAGAGGUCUAACCUCAGGACACACCCACACGACCUCCCAACAUCCCCGUGCCCCCUGAUGUAAGACAGCUGGGUUAGCAUGAAGGCUACCCAUCCGUCUGCCAGAAAAGCUGGCAAAAUCAGCUUCUGCCCAUGACUAAACUCUGUACACUGGGCUUCUGUCCACUUUGAUUUGAAAGCUGGUUGGUGUAUUUCUUAUGGGGAACUAUACAGUAAAGAAAAAGCUGUAGGAGGAAAAGAUGGAGAACUGGGGUUCAGUGCAUUAAUGGAAGUCACGUUAAAAUACUGCUGUAAAUUUGAAAGGUUCUUGCAGGGAUGGUUAUUUCUCUGUCUAGGCACUUGGGGCAGACGCUCUCGGGCCGGCUGUGUCAUGGAGUAGGUGGCCACAUCUGCCGGCUCUGUGUUAAAGCAUCUCUGUAACACCCUGAUCUCCAUCUUCCUACUCCCAUGAUAGUGUCUGUAGAACAUGCUAGUCCCCUUGUUUGCCUUUUCUAUUGCAUUUUUAGCAGGCAAAUAUAAUACAUUCCAAAAAAACAUACUUUAUCGGCAUUAAUUGUUGCUUUGUUUUUUGUUUUUCUUUUUGUGUAAUUUCAUAAACUUUUAUGUUAAAGAAACUGCCAUGUAUUAUGUUAUUACUAAAUUGUAACAAUCAUAGAUAAUAUAUUUAAUAUGGCAAAUAAAUUAUAGUCCUUAUAGUA